Molecule: messenger RNA, 2261 nt
Organism: Cajanus cajan (pigeon pea)
Lineage: Eukaryota; Viridiplantae; Streptophyta; Magnoliopsida; Fabales; Fabaceae
Product: sugar transporter ERD6-like 16
Biological process (GO): transmembrane transport; carbohydrate transport
Cellular component (GO): membrane
Molecular function (GO): sugar transmembrane transporter activity
Source: RefSeq, a predicted model, not a curated record
AUAGAAUGUUACACGCACUAUAAAUACCAGCCAACACUGGUCAUGUUUUUUGCAUGACUACUGCUAAUAUCAUAUUGUUCUUAGCUUUUGGUUGGGCUAUUGCAUUGUUCUUGUGUUACUCAUUUUUCGAGUGCAUAUUGCUAUUAAAGAAAAUGACAAUUGAGCAACACAAAAAUGUUGACAGUGUUGAAGCCAAUGGGCUUCAGAGUUUGCAAGAGCCCUUCAUUCAACAAGGGAAGGGUGCUGUUGGUGCCUGUAAAGAUGUCGAAUCUAAUACAACAGUUCAAAAUGGAUCCAUCGGAAUGGUUCUGCUUAGCACAUUUAUUGCUGUUUGUGGUUCUUUUUCAUUUGGAACUUGUGUGGGCUAUUCAGCACCUACUCAAGCGGCUAUCAGGGAAGAUCUUAAUCUAUCUCUUGCUGAGUUUUCUAUGUUUGGUUCUUUAGUAACAAUUGGUGCAAUGCUUGGGGCAAUAACAAGUGGCCCGAUUACGGAUUUCAUUGGCCGGAAAGGGGCAAUGAGAAUGUCAACAGGAUUUUGCUUAACGGGAUGGCUAGCUGUCUUCUUCUCAGAGGAUUCUUACACACUUGACAUGGGGAGAUUUUUCACAGGAUAUGGAAUUGGAGUUAUCUCAUUCGUGGUCCCUGUAUAUAUAGCAGAAAUAGCACCCAAAAAUCUCCGGGGUGGACUUGCAACAACAAAUCAGCUUAUGAUUGUUAUUGGAUCAUCAGUCUCAUUCUUAAUAGGAAGUGUCUUAAGUUGGAGACAGCUAGCUCUUGCAGGGCUUGUGCCUUGCAUUUCCUUGCUGAUUGGUUUGUGGUUUAUCCCAGAGUCUCCCAGAUGGCUGGCAAAGGUUGGCCUCAAGAAUGAUUUUCAAGUAGCUUUAAGAAGACUCCGGGGAAAAGAUGUUGAUAUUUCUCAAGAAGCUGAUGAAAUUCUUGAUUAUAUUGAAACUCUUCAAAGCCUUCCUAAAACUAAGCUUCUGGAUUUGUUUCAAUUCAAACAUGUGCGCUCAGUAGUUAUUGGAGUUGGGUUAAUGGUAUGUCAACAAUCUGUUGGAAUUAAUGGCAUUGGAUUUUAUACAGCUGAGACUUUUGUAGCAGCUGGACUUUCUUCAGGAAAAAUUGGUACCAUAGCAUAUGCUUGUGUGCAGGUUCCAUUCACUGUAGUGGGAGCCAUUUUGAUGGAUAAGUCUGGAAGAAGACCACUUAUAAUGGCUUCAGCAAGUGGGACAUUUUUAGGCUGCUUCAUUACUGGAAUUGCUUUCUUUCUCAAGGAUCAGAGCUUAUUGCUUGGUUGGGUGCCAAUAUUAGCUGUUGCUGGCGUGCUGAUAUACAUAGCAGCAUUUUCAAUUGGAAUGGGACCGGUUCCUUGGGUAAUAAUGUCUGAGAUCUUUCCCAUACAUAUGAAGGGGACUGCUGGUAGCUUAGUGGUUUUGGUGAAUUGGCUAGGAGCUUGGGUAGUUUCAUAUACAUUCAACUUUCUAAUGAGCUGGAGUUCUCCUUGUACUUUACUUUUAUAUGCGGGAUUCUCCCUUUUAACUAUUCUUUUCGUAGCAAAGUUAGUCCCAGAAACCAAAGGUAAAACACUAGAAGAGAUUCAGGCAUGCAUCAAUUCAUAGAAGGAAAAAAGGGCGACAAAGGAGCAACUACUUAUAUUUUUCAAAUUCUUUUGGAUCCAUUUGAAACAAUGGAUAGGAUCGGCAUUGCCAAGUAAUGCAUAAUAUAACAGUGAAAUUACAUGCGGUAUAUAUGAAUGUAACAAAUAGUAGAUGAUAUGUAUCCAUUAUUAUAUUAUUAGCUCAUUGGUUUAAAAAAAAUUAUUCAGAAAAUAGCCAUUGCCUUAAUUUGUCAUGAUUAAUUUAUCAAUUCCAGAUAGGUGGUCUACCUGCAAUUUUCUUUUUAUAUAAUAAAAGGUCUGUCAUUUAGACGUGUUCACAAAAUAAUGCAAUUUCAGAGACCUGUUCAUCUUCCUAGCCAAAACAUGUCUCAACCUGUUGUUUUCUAAGACGGGACUUUCUAUUGACAAAUUCACUUCCUUGACACCUUUUUUUUCAUCCUUGCUUUGCAAAGCAUAAUUUAAUUGUGAUUGGAAAAUGAGAAACAGAAGAACUCCUCCAAAUAUUUCAGAUUUAAUUGGCAAAACUUAUUGUCAUAGUUUUGACAUUUUGCUAGCUUAGCAAAUUCCUUCAGUCCUCCUCCAAAUGCCAGACAACACUUGGUAAGUAAAAUGGUAUCAUUUAAACUUAAAUUAUAAGGUAUAA